AUGGCUCAACUCCACAGCGCCCCUCCAUUCCGUGCAGAGCAUAUGGGAUCUUUGCUCCGCCCGGAGAUUCUCCUUGAGGCGCGGGCCAAGAUUCGCGAUGGUGCAUCCGAGGAGGAGGCCGGUCUGCCUGCUGUCGAGCGCAAGGCUAUCGCCGAUGUGGUGAAGAUGCAGACUGAUCUCGGCUACAAAGCAGUUACAUCCGGUGAAUUCAACCGCACUAGGUUUUGGGGACUCACUUUUGAUGAGUUUGGAGGAACCAUUCGCUUGCAGGAUGCUGAUGCCUCGAUGUUCCGUCUCUAUCACCCUGAUGUCGUCAGUCUGAUCGAAAAAGAUCGCAAGGUCAUGCCCGGUGACUCGGUCAUCGCCGGUUCCAAGCUUUACUGGAGCCCGGAUAGGUCCGUCUCCAACCUGCAUGAGUUGAAGCUUCUACAGGAGUCUCUUCCUGGCCCCACAGGGAAGAUCACAAUUAUCACGCCUUCAUGGUUUCACAUGCGCUACAAGCAAGGCAAGGCCUACACACCGGAAGCCUAUGCCAACGAUAGCGAAUACUUCAAGGGUGUAGCCCAGGUCUACCAGGCCGAGCUGGACGCGCUGUACAAGGCUGGUCUGCGCAACGUGCAGUUCGAUGAUCCGAACAUGGCUUACUUCUGCUCCACCUCUUUCCGUAAGGGAUGGGAAGAGGACAAGGAUAACAUUGGCACUGUCGAUGACUUGCUCGACGCUUAUAUCCAACUCUACAACGACUGCAUUAGCAAGGUUCCUGCGGAUAUGCACACAGGUAUUCACCUGUGCCGCGGAAACUUCAUCGGUGGACGCCACUUCGCCGAGGGUUCUUAUGAUAUCAUUGCCAAGAAGCUGUUUGAGAACCUCAAUGUUAACACUUUCUACCUCGAGUACGACACUGAGCGGGCCGGUGGCUUCGAGCCUCUCAAGUUCCUCCCCAAGAACAAGAAUGUCGUUGUUGGUGUGAUUAGCACUAAGCUCCGUGAGCUGGAGGACAAGGACGCCGUCAAGGAACGUAUCUACAAGGCUGCUGAAUUUGUGGCAGCUGGUAGUGGUGAAACCCGCGAGGAAGCACUCAAGCGAGUCUGUGUCAGCCCUCAGUGUGGCUUCAGCACUCACGAGAGUGGAUAUCCUCUGUCAUUUGAGGAUCAGAAGAACAAGCUGAGCCUGGUCCGCCAGGUUGCGGAUGAGAUCUGGGGCGAGCCAUAA
Messenger RNA from Penicillium pulvis, 1212 nucleotides. Its product is annotated as cobalamin-independent methionine synthase II family protein. Gene Ontology annotation, molecular function: zinc ion binding; 5-methyltetrahydropteroyltriglutamate-homocysteine S-methyltransferase activity. The coding region runs from base 1 to 1212 and encodes 403 amino acids. The record is from RefSeq and is a predicted model, not a curated record. The transcript has a single exon. NCBI's taxonomy places the organism in Eukaryota, Fungi, Ascomycota, Eurotiomycetes, Eurotiales, Aspergillaceae.